Molecule: messenger RNA, 1803 nt
Organism: Guillardia theta CCMP2712
Lineage: Eukaryota; Cryptophyceae; Pyrenomonadales; Geminigeraceae
Exons: 10
Coding region: 1-1803 (600 amino acids)
Source: RefSeq, a predicted model, not a curated record
AUGCGGAGUCGCUCGUCCCUGAUGGGGCUGUCCUCCGUCCUCCUCCUCCUCCUCCUCUCCCACAACGCUCUCGCUGCUGACUACGGCCAGCUCUGCUACUCGGCUGAGGAAUGCCGCUCAGAAGAAGCUCCCUACUGCCAGUACUUCUUCACUGACAACACGUACAAGGACAACACUCAGUCCCGAGGUUGGAGCAAGCCAGCGGAUGAGACAAGGCCGCGCAAGUUCGGUCUCUGCGUGCAGUGCAUCUCCGACUGCGACUGCGGCGUCAACGAGUACUGCGGCAUCGACAACAAGAACCCUGUUGUGAUCCCCUACAACCUGACGUCCAACAACACUGGCACUGGCCUCACCCCCGGAAGGAAGCUCACCAUGAUGGUGUAUGCGAAGCAGUUCGAGGGCCUCCCCCUCCGCUCCAAGUGCAAGAGCUACGACCUUCCCAAGUCCAACUGCGACACCUCCCUUGACAAGAGCGCUUACGUCAUGAGGGUCAACACGACUGUGCCAGUGACCUCUGCCAGCGAUACCUCAAAGGUCUUGUACAUCGACAAUCGUGUCCCAUCGGGAUGGCCCAAGGAGGCAGAAGACAGGUACUGUGGCCGAGUAAACUCUUGGGCUCCCGCGUUCUACCGUGCGGUAGUCAUGGGCAAUAAGCCUGAGGCGUUCCUGGCAUCGAACGCUGUGUAUCUGAACUCCACCGCCAUGUCCACAGGAGGCCUGUACAACACUCCAGCUACCUGCGUUCCUCACGUGGCUUACCGAAAUCUCACGGCCUACCCGUCUUGUCAGUAUGUCAAAGACUCGUUGACCCACACCGACAGCUUCUGCUGCAAGGAUACCUCCGCGUUCGCUACGCACAGUCGCGCUUGUGGAUCCUUCGAAACCUCCUACAGAGAUUGCGUGGAGGCCUGCCAGCCACUCUACAUGAUGGGCGGGAGUACCUACAACGCUGCUUCCUGCACGGGUACUAGUUCGGAUGCCACUGUCCAGAAGUUCUGCUCCUGCUUGAAUACCUGCAAGGCUUGCGUCAAAAAUGCUAACGGCUGCUCUUCAGAUACAGUACAAGGAGAGUGCAAACCUUGUACCUUGCCGCCAAGCAAUCCUGGAACUAAUGAUGUUCAAACUGCGUCUUCUCCUAUCACCGACGGCUACUUUUGCCCUACUACCGCCGUCCAAACACAGACAAACGAUGCAACAAAGCCCCUAUGGUCCUCGACUGUUCCAGACACUUACUGCAGGCCCACAUGCGUCGACUGCCUGGUAAACGCAGCUCGUAACUGCCGGAACAACGGAACUUGCAUGGACAUGGUCAUGGAAUUGGAGGUGAAGCCACAGUGCUCGACGACGGGAGAGUUCAAAGUGACCAUGGACUACUUCUCCUUCCACUUCAUCUCUCCUCCUAUCGACUACACCGGCCACUGCACCCAGACCGACUGCAAGAUUUGCUUGGACGGGCAGGAGCGAUGUACUGCCACCGACAACAAGGGACCUAGGCAGAUCUGCAUCAGCAACGAGUGGGUGUCCUGGACGUCCAAGGAGAUCAAGCAGCCCGCGGUCGACGUUGGCUCCCGUGCUCUCAUCGCCAUUGCGGUCUUCACUGCCUUCACCUUCGUCGCUGGGCUCCUCGUGGCCAUAACCAUCAUGCAUCAGAAGCCAGCAGCUCCCCAGCAGUUGUACCUCCCAGCUCCCCAGCAGGAGAAGUACGGAGGCGAGCCUGCUGCCUUCGUGCAGACCCCAGGUGACUACCAGCAGCCCGGGUACGUUCCGACAGUCACGACCGGGCAGCUUGGACAGUAUGCGUAG